Molecule: messenger RNA, 747 nt
Organism: Acanthosepion pharaonis
Lineage: Eukaryota; Metazoa; Mollusca; Cephalopoda; Sepiida; Sepiidae
Source: the annotation of a GenBank genome assembly
AUGGCAAAGCCAAUCACAGUGUUAAAAAGCAUUGGACCAAAACUGGUGCCGUUCUUCAAGACAGUUGCACUGUAUUUUGUCCUGUACCCCGAUGAGAAUCCACCGACCAUUUUUUGUUGCCUCUUCAAAUGUCUGCCCAUCAUCUCUCUCAUGCUUUUUGUCCUUCUUCAAGGCAUGAGUUUCAGUAUUUACUACCGAUAUUCAAGAAGAAUCUUGGUUGGACUUAUCUUCAGUUGCCUUGGUGAUGCUUUUCUUGUCUGGAAACAGAAUUAUUUCAUGCACGGCAUUGCCAUGUUUGCCGUUUCCCAAGUGAUGUAUGCUCGAGCUUUUGGCUGGAAACCUUUUAACCCAUACGCUCUCGGAGUAUUGUCCGUCAUCGGAAUCGCCGGGUAUUACUACGUAGCAUCUGAUCUGAAAGGUGUCCUCCUCUGUUUGGUAGCCCUAUAUAUGGUUCUAAUACUGACCAUGGCAUGGCGAGCAAUUGCCAGGGUCCAGUUUUUUGAUGAGCUGUGGACAUGGACUAAAUUGUGCGGCUGUGCCGGCUCCAUUUUAUUCCUCAUCUCUGACUUUGUUAUUGCCAUCGACAAGUUCCGAACACCUGUGCCAUUUUCUCACACCAUCGUAAUGUCUACAUAUUAUGCAGCUCAGCUUGGCAUUUCUUUGUCAGUUGUUGAUAGCCAAGCUGAAGAACUUUUGGCACAGUCCAAAAGAGAAUUCUCUGAAACAAAUGAUGCCAAGGUGAAAUGA